Messenger RNA from Paramuricea clavata, 486 nucleotides. NCBI's taxonomy places the organism in Eukaryota, Metazoa, Cnidaria, Anthozoa, Malacalcyonacea, Plexauridae. The record is from the annotation of a GenBank genome assembly.
AUGUCGGGAAAGUUUGCUGGCAUUGCUGAAUUAUUAAAGUCACAACAAUUUCACUGGCUAAUUUAUAUCCAUUGUACAGCACACUGUCUAAAUCUCAUGGUGAAUGAUUUGAUUAAAGAUUCCAACUUGGCCGUUGACAUCAUGAAAACACUCAACUCUCUAUAUUCGUUUCUCGACAUACCUAAAGUAAGACUGGCCUAUGAAGCGGUGCAUCAAGAGCUUUUUCCCAAAAGUCAGAUAAAGCACUUAGUACAACAAAUAGAGAUCAGAUGGGGUUGUAAAUUUGAAGCCAUAGAUCUAAUGACUGAUAAACCUCAAGUAAUUUUGGCUACCCUCGUUAAAGUCGCCAAAAGUCCAGAUGUUCGUGACUCAAAGCAUGUUGAACAAGUCAGUGUAUUUUACCACAAACUGAUCUCAGGAAAGUAUAUUAUAGCUCUCAUUACAUUGAGAGCAUAUCUGGUAGAAAUGUUCUACUUGUCAAAAUAA